This is a messenger RNA of Argentina anserina (silverweed cinquefoil), 1861 nucleotides long. RefSeq names its product riboflavin biosynthesis protein PYRR, chloroplastic. NCBI's taxonomy places the organism in Eukaryota, Viridiplantae, Streptophyta, Magnoliopsida, Rosales, Rosaceae. Gene Ontology annotation, molecular function: diaminohydroxyphosphoribosylaminopyrimidine deaminase activity; NADP binding; 5-amino-6-(5-phosphoribosylamino)uracil reductase activity. Gene Ontology annotation, biological process: riboflavin biosynthetic process. The record is from RefSeq and is a predicted model, not a curated record.
UGAGGGUUGAAUGGCGCUCAGACUCUACUGCUCUUCUCCUCCUUCUAUACUCUGCAGUCUGCACUGCUUCCCACAACAACUCAUCCCAACCCCACGCGCCGAUCUCGAUGCCUCCUUCAUUAAACGCGCCGUCCAUCUCGCCGAUAAAUCCGCCGGCUUCACCUCUCCCCAUCCUUCCGGCAAAGUCGCCGGCGAGGGCUUCCUCUACGCCCAGGGCACCAAGCCCGCCGAGGCCCUCGCCGUCGAGGCCGCCUGACAGCUCUCCCGCCAUGCCACCGCUUAUCUUAACAUGGAGCCCGGCGACUGCCACGGCAACCACUCCGCCGUCUCCGCCCUCAUUCAGGGUGGUGUUGAAAGAGUGGUGAUUGGGUUGAGGCACCCACUGCAGCAUCUGAGAGGGAAUGCCAUGAGGGCACUCCGAAGUCAAGGCUUGCAAGUUGACGUGCUGAGUGAGGACCUCAACACCAAGCUCUUCGAGGAAGCUCGCAAGUCGUGCCUUGUUGUCAAUGCUCCUUUGAUUUGUAGAGCUGCUUCUCGACUCCCCUUCUCUGUUCUCAAGUAUGCUAUGACUCUUGAUGGAAAAAUUGCUGCUUCCAGUGGACAUGCCUCCUGGAUAAGCAGCAAGACCUCUCGAAAUCGAGUUUUUGAACUGCGGGUUAGAAGUGAUGCCAUCAUUGUUGGAGGAAAUACCGCACGCAGGGACAAUCCGAGGUUAACUGCAAGGCAUGGAGGAGGUCAUAUGCCCUUGCGGAUUGUAAUGACACAGACGCUUGAUCUCCCUGAGGAAGCAAACCUUUGGGAUACUUCUGAUGUUACACAGAGGGGUGCCAGAAGGAGCUUUCAGAAGUUUCUUGCAUCUAAAGGAAUUGAAGUUGUGGAGUUUGACAUCUUACAUCCCAGAGAAGUAAUGGAGUACUUCCAUGAUCGUGGAUAUCUUUCAGUUUUGUGGGAGUGUGGAGGGACACUAGCUGCAUCUGCUAUCUCAUCUGGAGUAAUACAUAAGGUCUUUGCAUUUAUUUCCCCUAAGAUAAUUGGUGGAAAAACUGCUCCAUCCCCUGUAGGUGAACUUGGGAUGGUUGAAAUGACACAAGCCUUGGAUUUAAUUGAUGUGUGCUACGAACAGGUUGGACCCGACAUGCUUGUUAGUGGUUUUCUUCAACCCAUACCGGAUCUUACGCCUGUUAUUCCAUCAGUUGAUGAAACAUAUGAAAUUGAUCCAACUGUCACUCCCUAUGACUCAAGAAUCAUAUUCUUCUACAAAAUAUGACCUUAUGGCUCCUUCUCAAUUUUUUCUCCUCACCCAAUUAAGAUGCCUGAUGUUGAUGGUGAUUAUUCCACUUGGUUGAGUGUGGAGCAUUACUACCAGGCUCACAAGUUUGUUGGGGUGGAUGAUCCUGUGGCACGAGAAUGUGUUGAAAAUAUCAAGUCUGCAAAAAGUCCGGAAGAAGCAGCAUGCAUAGGCAGGUCAAUGCAGAGGCGGCACCCUUGUUUGGUAAGAUCCGACUGGGAAAGUGUCAAGAUUGAUGUGAUAUACAGGGCGCUAAAAUGCAAGUUCUCAAUAUACCCACAUUUGAAUUCUAUAUUGCUGUCAACUGCUGGUUCUGUUCUAGUUGAAGCUGCACCACAUGAUCUUUUCUCGGGUGAAGGCAGGGAUGGAGAAGGCCUAAAUAAUCUGGGGAGGCUUUUGAUGCAGUUGAGAUCCGAGUUUCUUGGUGAGUCCCCUACGUUAAAUGAGAGCUCAUGCUUAGGUGUAUAUUCUUAAAUUAGUUUAUUCACAUGCCUAAAAGAAAAAAAGGUGAUUGAUUUACAAAACAAAUGGUUAUAGUUUUUUCCUGUAAUUGUUAUUGUUCCUUAACAAUAA